This is a messenger RNA of Aspergillus pseudonomiae, 2274 nucleotides long. RefSeq lists its product as uncharacterized. Lineage: Eukaryota; Fungi; Ascomycota; Eurotiomycetes; Eurotiales; Aspergillaceae. The record is from RefSeq and is a predicted model, not a curated record. The transcript has 2 exons. The coding region runs from base 606 to 1718 and encodes 370 amino acids.
CUACAAUAUGCAAUACUAAAAUCUAGCUAGUGAUUAUUUUGUGCUAUACCGAUUGGCCCAUAAUGGUUGUUCAGAGUAGGCUGAUGGAGGCUUUACCCUAACGUUGGGUAAGGGGUCGCCCCACUACAGUAUAAAUGAACAUAUGGCCUGAUCACUCAGUUGUUUUGUUCCUUCACUCCAUGUUCAGUGGCCGUGGUGAUGACGAUGACGGGUGGGAUGGUGAUGGUGAGCACCAGAGUCACGUUUCGUAACCGAACCUGAGCUCAUUGCGUCUUGAUGUACCUGUUCGGGAUUACAGAUGAGGCUGAUGGCAAUGACGAAGGAAGUGAUGGGGAUGGAAAAGAUACGCCUAUCCGAUAUGGUAACGGCGCAAUGGGCUCCCCACAUAUUCCGGAUACAAAUUGCGGAUUAUAGGAUUGCCGCACCGGCUGCCGGCGGUAUAAUUGACACUCUUGCCCGGAGGUUGAAUAUAGCCAGGCCUGGCAUUGCGGAACUCCUGCACACCGAGCUGCACACGCAGAGGUGCUGGUUACCCUGCAGGCUCCUAGUGAAAACAAAGAACAACUUUACACGCCACUUGCUUUCCCACAAGUUUCUUUACAAGAAUGCCGCCUCCAGUGGACUCAGAACAGAGCAUGAGGCAGGCUCUAGACCGAUUCCGCGACCGGAUGGCCUCGGCAAACUGGACCUUCAUCCAGGAUCGCAUCCACGAGAUCGAAGCCCGGGGGCUGUUGACCGACAAACAGCGAAUGAGCAAGAUGGCCUCGUACUGCCGACAUUUUGAUGCGCUGGACUGGGACGAGGCGUCCGAGGAUGCCGAUCCCGAAACACGACAGAAAGAAAAUCGACUGCGCCAGACCCGGCGUCUGGAAGACAUCCCCGGAGUGUCGGACGCAUUUCCCUUUGCAAUGGAUGGCAUCCAUCCACCGCGACUGCGGACGGACAAAGCGCGCGAGCUGUUUUUGGAGACCCUGCAGGAGGUCUUCCAGCAGCAGGCAGAGGAGUGGGCCGCCGAGACUGGCGAGGAGGCGCCCGGGCCGAUUCCGAAAUGUCACGAGCUGGGGGUGUUUCUUAAAUACGCUCACGCGGUUGUGGAUCCAGACUUCCGCCGCGCCGGAAUCGCCCCGUUUGAGGCCGGGCUUGAGGUUUUGGGAGUCCAUGAGGCGGACUUGGCCGAGACACAGCCCGAGUGGUACUACGAGCUGGUCCAGGAAGAGUGCGCGCGCGUGCGGGAGAAUCUGGAGGAUGACGAGCUCUCGGAUCUGGUUAAUAAAUCCCUGAUUGCUCCCAAUCUUGAGGUCGACGAUCUGGAAGUAAAGGCCGGCGUGAUCACUGGCACCGGCUAUGUCGAUGAAUAUCCUCAGUGGUAUAGUACCUAUCUCUACUGCCGUCGUCGGGUGGAUGCAGAUGAGAACAAGGAUAAUAUCCCUGAUGCCCCAAAUAUCCAUGAUUGGGGGUGGCGGGUGGUCUUUCUCGACGCCGAGCCGGUGAGCUACCUUACUCCUCUAGUCCUGUACGGGCGCAAGCCGCGGUUUGACUCGAUCCCCGAGUUUUUAGAUUGGUACUGUACCUGGCCGGAUCACCUGGAUGCCCGGGGUAUACUGAGCCUUCGCCGUCAUGCGAAUAGAUGUGAAACCGAUUGCGAGUCAGACUGUGAAAUACACAACUUUGCACCGGCCCCUUUUCCUCCUGGUUAUGGUGAGAAGCAAUGUAUCUAGUUCUCGGAAAUAUCUUGUGGGAUGAUGUAGCUGUAAUGAUGUGCGAGAAUGCAUGACCGGGGAUUGGUAACCUGAUCAAUCGGUUCCACAAUUCGAUAUCCCUCUAAUCUUCAAGCUUCGUAAUCACUGCAUUGACAUACUCUGAUGGUUAACUAUGGCUUACUCAUCAUGGCUCAUGCACCCCUGCAUACGAUUGCGUAGGAGAUACACUAAGUGUACGUACGCACAGGAACAACCCCGGUCCCCCUGCCGAUGAUACUAUCUAAGAUACAUAGGUCUCCCUCAGCGUGUAUAAACCGCACAUACAGCACGCCAUCCUAUCCUACCCUACUCUAUCCCACCCCAUCUCAUUUAAUCGUCCACUCGUUCUUUCUCAAUCAUCACUAUGAAGUCCGUCACACUCGCAACCUUGGCUGCCUCUCUCGCCCUCAUCACCCCAGCCACUGCAACCUGCGACCCCAGCACCCUCAACACAACAACCUACUACUACCCCAUCACCGAAGCCAACACGACCGUCUUCGACGUCGCGCGCAUCACAAAGCGCGGCGUCUGCGAC